Molecule: messenger RNA, 1059 nt
Organism: Anopheles marshallii
Lineage: Eukaryota; Metazoa; Arthropoda; Insecta; Diptera; Culicidae
Exons: 4
Coding region: 1-1059 (352 amino acids)
Molecular function (GO): 8-oxo-dGDP phosphatase activity
Source: RefSeq, a predicted model, not a curated record
AUGACAACGGCAAGUGAUGAACCAGAUCCAAAGAUGUCACGGCUGCUGAAGCUUGCUCAGAAGUUCAACUGCUUCUACCUGAACGGUUUCAUGAAAGGAGACUGUCGCCCGUUCGUUGUUGACGGCCACCAAGUGGGACUGGUCAGCCAGAAUGUGAUCGAGCAGCUGCUCAAAUAUCCUGAAGUAUUUCACAUCCGAGCUCCGGAGCAUGGCAAGCAGAAAAUUGUCGAACUGAAUCCUGCCUUUCGGGAUUACAACACACGCUCGCAGCAGGUCGACCGGAUACUGCGCGAAUUCCGCAAACAGGGCAUGUUUGUUGCAUUGAAAGGUUGGCGUGAUGAAUGUUACGACGUUAAGUCAUCCACCGGCUCACUCCUCAAGAUGGACCGCUCGGCUACGUGCCUGUUCGGUGUGCGUAACUACGGUGUCGAGAUAAACGGGUACGUCCGUCACCCGACCAAGGGUCUCUGCAUUUGGCUGCAGCAACGAUCCGACACGAAACAGACGUGGCCCGGCAAGUGGGACAAUAUGGUGAGCGGAGGGCUGGCGGUCGGUUACGGUGUGCUCGAAACGGCCAUCAAGGAAGCGGCCGAGGAAGCAUCGAUACCUGGCCACCUGAUCAAAAAUCUUGUGUCGGCCGGAUGCGUAUCGUUCUUUUUCGAAAGCGAACGUGGUCUCUUUCCCAACACGGAGUUCGUGUACGAUCUCGAACUGCCCGAAGACUUUGUGCCUGAUAAUUCCGACGGCGAGGUGCAGAACUUUCAGCUUCUACCGGCCCUCGAAUGUCUCGAGCGGGUGUUUAUGCCUGACUUCAAAACCACAAGCUGUCCGGUGGUAAUCGAUUUUCUCAUUCGCCAUGGUAUUAUAACGCCGGAAAAUGAAUCAAACUUCACGCAGGUCAUCGAGUUGCUGCACGUACCGCUGCAGAGCUUGUACACCUACCGUACGACGCCAAACGACGGAGCGGCCAAUGCCUGUGCAACUACAGCGGCAACAACAAACCAACGAGAUCUCAUUAGCAGCAAUAAUAAAAACAGUAUCGAGAACGGUAAGCUCUAA